AUGGCUUGUGAUUCAAAAAUAAUGUGCUUUCGUCACUGUUGUUCAAAAAGUAUAUUCUGUAAAACUGUUCCAGAAGUAUGUCCAAUUUGUCAAUUACGUAUUACAGAUUAUAUGAUAGUGCCUUUUCUUAUUCCAUUUCCAUACACAAAUGCAACAUGUGAACCAAAUUCUAUAGUAGUAAGACCAGCUAGUGGUAAUUUUUUAACCAAUUAUCAUAUUGCAAAUGACUUACACAUAGGAAUAACUAAUACAAAUGGAUUUGUUUUUGAAUAUGACAGAGAAGGUUUAAUAUUGUGUGAUUGUUCAAAAUGGACAAAUUGUAUUGCAAUAAAUAUAAUUCCUUCCUCUUGGGAGGAUCAAUGGAACGAAACAUUAAAAGUAAUGUUAACAGACUCAAAAUGGAAAUCUGAAAAUUAUAAUGAAACUUCAAUGAAUUGUUUUAACUUUGUUAUAGAGUUUAUAAAUAAUUUGAAAUAUAUGAGCUUAAAUUUUAUAAACAAAGAAACUAUAUGUGAAAUGUUAAUAUUACCAAAACUUAAAAAUGCACUUACAUAUAAUUUUUAUAACAAGUUCAAAUUGCCCUUAUUGGGCAGAAAUUAUAAACAAAGAUUUCUUCAAUUACUAAGAAAUCUUUCAUCUGGCAGUCAAUAUAAAUUUGAUGUUAUUGUUAUUGGCGGUGGUCAUGCUGGAACAGAAGCUUGUACAGCAGCUGCUAGAAUGGGUGUAAAUACAUUAUUAGUUACUCAUAAAAAAAGUACAGUAGGAGAAAUGUCAUGUAAUCCAUCCUUUGGCGGAAUUGGAAAAGGAAAUCUUAUGAGAGAAGUAGAUGCUUUAGAUGGAGUUUGUUGUCGUAUAUGUGAUAUUUCUGGAAUUAAUUAUACAGUACUAAAUAAAAGUAAAGGACCAGCUGUAUGGGGAUAUAGAGCUCAAAUUGAUCGUGACUUAUACAAGAAACACCUACAGAAGGAACUUUUCAAUACAUCUGGUUUACAAAUAUGUGAAUCUUCUGUGGAAGAUUUAAUUGUACAUGGAGAUUCUCCAAGUUGUCAUGGAAUAAUUCUUAGAGAUGGAACAAAAAUAUACAGUGACGCAGUUGUGAUAACAACGGGUACUUUCCUAAAGGGUCAAAUUAAUAUUGGAUUGGAAAAAAGACCUGCUGGCAGGUUGGGUGAUGAACCUAGCAUUGGAUUAGCUAACACAUUAGAAAGGAUUGGAUUUAAAAUAGGAAGAUUAAAGACUGGUACACCACCGCGAUUAGAAAAAUCUACUAUCGAUUUUUCGAACCUUAUAAUUCGUUACCCAGACGAAGUGUCAACACCAUUUUCAUUCAUGAACGAAACUGUCUGGUUACCUGUAGAAAAACAGGUAAACACUUAUCUAACAUAUACAAACGAAGCUGUCUCAAAAAUUGUAAAAGAUAACCUCCAUUGUAAUGUACAUGUUACGGAAGAAAUAUCAGGACCACGGUAUUGCCCAAGCAUUGAAAGCAAAGUUCUUAAAUUUGAAACAACAAAACACCCAAUUUGGCUAGAGCCUGAGGGUCUAAAUUCAUCUCUAAUAUAUCCCAGUGGAUUAUCGUGUACACUCCCAGCAGAGAAACAAGAAGAACUUAUUAAAUGUAUUCCUGGAUUAGAAAAUGCAAGAAUGGUAAAACCAGGUUAUGGAGUUGAAUAUGAUUAUAUUGACCCAAAAGAAUUAAAUGUUACGUUAGAGACCAAAAAAAUUCCAGGGCUAUUUCUUGCUGGACAGAUAAAUGGUACAACUGGUUAUGAGGAAGCAGCUGCACAGGGGAUUGUAGCAGGUGUCAAUGCUGCGGCUAAGGUUCUUAAUAAAAAGCCAUUGAUAAUAAGUCGUACAGAAGGUUAUAUCGGCGUUCUCAUCGAUGAUCUUAUUACACAUGGUACAAAUGAACCAUAUAGAAUGUUCACUAGUCGUUCAGAAUUUCGAUUAAGCUUACGACCAGAUAAUGCAGAUCAAAGGCUCACUAAAAAAGGAUAUGACAGUGGUUGCGUAUCGGAAGAAAGAAUGGAAAAAACAGAAACAGUUUUAUCCAAAUUAAAAGAAAAUAUAGAAUUAUGUAAAAACGAAAUUCAUAGCCCUACGAAGUGGAGUAAAUUAUUGGGUACUCCACGUCCUAAGAAGACUGAGGGUAGAUCUGCUUUUGAAUUACUACAAGUUUAUGACAUUGACAUAUUUAUCAAAGCGCUUCCAGACCGUUUUGGACACUUUGCAGAUGAUUCGGCCAUCGCAAAAAGAUUAAAGAUAGAAGCAUUAUAUGCAGAAGGUAUAAAACACCAACAGGAAGAGGUUAAUGAAAUUCGCAAAAAUGAACAAAUGUUUAUACCAUCAUCCUUCUACAAUAACUUCGGAGCGGUCUUCGUGCUCGGAUUCUGAAUGACGCUGUCGCCCAUGCUGGGCAUCCCGUGGCUGGUGGUGCUCAGCCCGUUUCCCUGUCUUCCAGCGUUGGUUCUCGGGUUCCUGUUGCAAAUCCUCUUCAAAGCGGCGCGGACCUGCGGCUGGCAGCCAACCACCGCGAAGAUCAGCACGCCCUGGAACGCGUUUAUCAUGUCGGUGAAGUACCAGAUGUAUUGAGGACCACCGACUGCCCACGAGACCACGUCAGCCACCCAAGUGACGCCCAUCACCACCACGAGUUUCAUGCACACGCGGCCCAGUGCGGCUCUGAAACAGAAACGUUAGAUUCAGGUUAGAACUGGGCGAAAUGAAUGACCGUUUAAUCCGAAGAUUAACUACUCUAAGAUUCUAAGAACUUUAAGAAAUUGUGUUAUAGAUAAUAUGCACAUAUGUUUGUAUAUUAAUAUCUGGACAUUCGUAAAAACAUUGAAAAAUCUUCUCACAGAUGAUCUUGAACACUGA
Heterotrigona itama is the source of this 2877-nucleotide messenger RNA. NCBI's taxonomy places the organism in Eukaryota, Metazoa, Arthropoda, Insecta, Hymenoptera, Apidae. The record is from the annotation of a GenBank genome assembly.